Aaosphaeria arxii CBS 175.79 is the source of this 905-nucleotide messenger RNA. RefSeq lists its product as uncharacterized. NCBI's taxonomy places the organism in Eukaryota, Fungi, Ascomycota, Dothideomycetes, Pleosporales. The record is from RefSeq and is a predicted model, not a curated record. Bases 34 to 492 code for a protein of 152 amino acids. The transcript is spliced from 2 exons.
UCCAUUUACUCGCAUCUUAUCUACAAGUAACCAAUGUGUAGUAGAGUCAGCGCAGGGAUCCCGAAGGCUUGGUCGGUUGCGGUUGUGGCUUCGUCCAACGCGGGACGGACGUCGUGCGACACCAACUUUUGGUUCUUGAUGAUCGAUUUCAUUGUUCAUAUUUCGUGCGUUCAUGCUGAUUGUUGGACCGGACAACAAGGAACAAGGUACAACUUCUUUGAUGAAGCCAAUCAAUCAAGCAAUUCAUCAAUUCCUCGAUCAGCCUUUCAAAAGCAUCCGCCAAUCCUUUAUCGGGGCCCAGCGAUUGUGUCACAGCUCGUAAAAGAUUGCCUUCCUCUGCUCUCGGACUCCGGCUCCCAGCGUUCGGCUCCGAUCAGCAAGCACACCGCCGCCGUCGUUGGUUGCCAUCAUAAUGAUCAUGUUCUUGGUGAUUCUUUGUUCUGUCUUUACCCCGAGUGUUUUGCGCGUUUCAUGAUUCACCUUCGGAGUUAGAAUUACUCGUGUUGCAUGAUCUCCCAACGAGAUGUCGCGAAUCGGACGCCUCGUUUUCUGCUUCGUUUCUUGUUUUCAUCCCGACGCUUUGAGAUUGGGCACCGGAAUGUAGAUCUUCCAACUGCAUCAUUGUCGUUCCAUUAUCCAGAAAAUACUGGUUUUUGGAGGGGAAAUCUUAACGAGGGCCCAAUUGCUCGAGGACACGCUGCAAUGAGAUCUCUAGGAACGAAAGGUUUGAUAUUCGGCUUGCCCACUAAUCAUCAUUCAUGAUCGUUGUUCUUUGAACAUCACUCCAUUUCUAAUAUGAAUGAGGGAUAAACUCCCCUACCUUGUCUUAACUACUCAUAUCUUAUCCUACAAAUACUCGUACAAUAUGCUGUACCCAUCCAAUCACGAAGAAGCAAGUGAAGCAG